ACAUUAGUCAUUACUACUAUUUGUGGUGUCUUGAGAGAUAAAAAAAACGAAAUGGAGAGUACUCGGGCUUUGGCAAGGAACGCGGCAACCAGGAAAGACAGUGGCUACAGACAGCGGCAAGGAUACAGGAACAGGUAUGCAGAUUACAGUUCACAGUUUUUUGGAUGGGCAUCGACUUUCUUCUUUUAUAACUUCCCAGAGGAAUUAGAUGCAAAAUUUCUAUGGAAUAGCUUUCAGAUGUAUGGCAAAGUCGUUGAUGUGUAUAUUCCAAGUAAACGUGAUAAGAGAGGGAAGAGGUAUGGUUUUGUGCGACUAUCAGGGGUCAAGAAUGAGAUUCAAAUGGAGAGGAGACUAAAUGAGAUAUGGAUUGGCCCGUAUAAGAUGAGAGUGAAGAUUGCAAAUGAGAGACAAAGGAAAUCAUCAUUGUCCAGGAAGGUGCAAGGUGUUUUUAAAGUCAGUGGAUCAACAAGCAUCAUGAAUAGGUUGGUUCAACCAGGGCAGUCAUAUGCUCAAGCAGUGAAGGGCCAAGGAAAGAGAGAGGAUAAGGCUCCAGAACAAUCACAGGAAAAGGAAAGAAAAGAAGCCCCGAAAAUGGAAGUUGGUGGCAUGGUGGCAGUGGUGAGGUCAAUGGCGUUGGUUUCUGAGAUUCAAGAGCAAUUGGAUGCAGAUGGAGGCUCAAUCUCGUUAUCACCAAUUGGGGGAAGACGGAUGCUAUUAACUGAGAAAGUUACAGGGUCCUUAUCUGAUUAUAUGAAGCAUAAUGAGGAGUUGUUUGGCAUGUGGUUUGAGUCGAUAACUCCAUGGGAGAAGGCUCCAAAGGAGAAAAGUCGAAUGAUGUGGGUGCGCAUAUCGAGUGUACCAUUAAAAGCAUGGGGAGAGAGGUGUUUUCAGAUGAUCGGUGAGACAAUCGGAGAAGUUCUGUUGGUGCACGAGGACACAAAGAAGAAAGCAAUAUUAUGGGAUGGAAGAGUUCUGAUCCUCUGUUUGAAGUCUAGUAAAAUCUCUAAUCAAGUCAAGCUGAAAGUGGGUGAGCAGAACGAGGAUCCGAAUUUGGAUAUGGAUGUGAUUGGCGACGGUGAGGAUGUAAGAAACAGUUCAGAGCAUUUAAUGAAGGAUUUGGUGUCAAAUUCAAAUCUGAAAGUUGCAACGGAAACAGAGAGUGGUAUUCAAAUAGUGCAAGAAACAGAACUGGAAGGAGAUGCAAGCUUUGGGCUGUCCAAGGAGAGUGGGCCACAAAGAGUGAUUUUUGUUGGACCAAUAGAAGGUAGCGGGCCGACCAUCAAGUUGGGCUGGGGACGGACAAAAGAAAUCAACUUGGAGGAACCCUUUUUAGAUGCACAAAUAGAGGUGGACCCAUCGGUAAUGCAGAAAUCGGCAAACACAAAAAAGGGGAGCAAAAAACAGAGACUUCUUCAAGAUUGUUACCCAGAGAGCAUGGAGGAGAUCUGGGCAAAAGGAGCACCGUGGGGGGUUGGGUGGGUCGUUGAAAAAAAGGAAGUGAGAAGGUUGGUUCAAGGAGAGAAGCCAGAUUUUCUAUUCCUGCAGGAAACAAAGUUAGAAAAAGUGGAUGUAGGUAUCUGUAGACAGUUAUGGAAUUCAUAUGAGGUUGAUUGGGUUGCAAAGGGCUCUUCCGGAGCUUCAGGUGGUUUACUAUGUAUGUGGGAUAGUCGGCGGUUUGUUAGGAGGCAAGAUUUUUCUGGUGAUGGGUUCGUGGGACUGGUAGGGGAAUGGGGAGCUAAUAAAAGGCAGUAUUCUUUAAUUAACGUCUAUGGUCCAAAUGAUAGACAGAAGAAGGCUAGUUUGUGGGAGGAACUGAGGAAAAUGGUGACAGACAAGGAAGGGUGUUGGUUGAUAGUAGGGGACUUUAAUGCAGUCAGAGGGCCUGAGGAGAGACGAGGUAGAACAGGAGAGAGCCCAGACAUGAAGGAUUUUGAUGAGUUUAUCGUGACAACUGAUUUGGUGGAUGUCAAAUUGUCGAAUAAAAGUUAUACAUGGUACAAGCCAGAUGGCACAACAAGGAGUAGAUUGGACAGAUUCCUAUUGAGUACGGAGAUGAGUAAUAUGGAAGGAGAGUGGAUACAACAAGGAUUGCCAAGGAAUAUCUCUGAUCAUUGUGCUAUUGUGUUGAAGUCCAGAACAACAGAUUGGGGACCAAGACCGUUUCGGGUUUUGGAUGCAUGGCAACAACACCCUGAUUUUAAGAAGUUUGUAGAAGAUAAAUGGAGGGAGAUGGAGGUGGAGGGUUAUGCAGGGUAUAAGUGCCAACAAAAACUGAAAUUGCUAAAAGAGGCUGAGAUUGUGAAAAGACAAGAAGGUUUUUCCGAGAUGUGGGAUGUUUUGAGAAAGAAGGAACUUAUCUGGAAGCAGAAGUCAAGGAGUAAAUGGGUGCAUGAGGGAGAUGCAAAUACCCGUUUUUUUCAUAGAGUUGCAAAAGGAAAAAGAGCACAAAACAGCAUUGCAGGAUUAAUGUGUGAUGGAGCAUGGAUUGAUGAUCCAGAUUUAGUAAAAAAUGAGAUAGUCAGAUAUUUUAGAAGCUUGUUUCAAGGAGAGUCAUGGAAUAGACCCAAGCCUGGGGAUAUUAAAUUCCAGCAGUUACCCGAGGAGAAAAAAGAUUGGCUGGAAAGACCAUUUUCAGUUGAAGAGAUAGAGGAAGGCUUAAGGAGUUGUGAAGGUUCAAAGGCACCAGGACCUGACGGUUACAACUUUAACUUCCUUAAAUAUGCGUGGCACUGCAUAAAGGAGGACUUCAUCAACUUUUUUUCUGAAUUUCACCGUAAUGCGAAGGUGUUGGCUAAUAGAUUGAAGUUUGUGAUAUCAGAAAUAGUAAGUGAAACGCAAUCUGCUUUUGUGGGGGGCUGUCAGUUGGUGAAUAGUGUCUUGGUGCUGAAUGAAGUUGUGGAUGAAUUUAAGAAGACGAAACAGCCAGCUUUCGUUUUUAAAGCAGACUUCGAAAAAGCAUAUGAUUGCGUAGAUUGGUCCUUUUUGGAUUGGAUGAUGGAGAGGUUUGGAUUUGGAAUUAAGUGGAGAGGCUGGAUUAUGGAAUGCCUUUCAACGGCGAGAAUCUCGGUUCUAGUAAACAGAAGCCCGACAAAGGAAUAUGAGGUGGGUAAAGGAUUGAGACAAGGUGAUCCUCUAUCUCCUUUUCUCUUCUUGAUGAUUGUAGAAGGGUUACAAGGUCUGGUACAGAGAGUAAUAAUGGAGGGAAUGUUGCAUGGGAUUGAGAUUGGGAAGAAUGGUCUGUCCGUGUCAUUGCUCCAGUUUGCUGAUGAUACAGUUAUUAUGGGUAGAGCGAAUGUUGAGAAUAUACGGACGGUGAAGGACAUUCUAAAAUGGUUUGAGCUUAUGUCGGGAUUGAGGAUUAAUUUCAGCAAGAGUAGUAUUUUUGGUUAUAAUGUGAUGGAGAAAUGGCUAAAAGGAUCAGCGGGUAUGUUACACUGCAGGGUUGGACGAGCACAUUUUCUUUAUCUGGGAUUGCCCGUUGACGGAAAAUCUGGGAACAAGAAAUCAUGGGAGCUGGUUGUAAAUAAAUUCCGUACCAAACUCGCUGUCUGGAAGGCCACUACUCUUUCUUUUGGAGGCCGCCUCAUCUUGCUAAACUCGGUACUCUCUGCACUCCCUAUUUUUUAUAUGCCUUUAUUUUUAUUACCUAAUUCUGUGCUUGAGGAGUUGAUUAGAAUUCAAAGAAGUUUCUUAUGGGGCAGAUCAGAAUUAAAUAAGAAAAUUUCUUGGGUUAAAUGGGAAUAUGUUUGUCGAGCUAAGGCGAAGGGGGGUCUUGGGGUGCCUGAUUUAUGGAAAAAAAAUUGGGCAAUGUUAGGAAAAUGGUGGUAUAGGUUAGGUGACGGGGUCGAGAGCUUAUGGAAAAGGGUGGUGAGGGAGAAAUAUUAUGGUGGUAGGAGGGAGGUUGAUAUUACUUCGGUUGAGUGUUUCAAGGUGUCAAAAAUUUGGAGGGACAUUAUUAGGAUAGGGGGCCUUUCUCUCAACCUUAGGAAUAUGUUGGUUGAGGGUUUCAAGUGGGAAGUGGGUGAUGGAAAUAGAGUGGUUUUUUGGUCUGAUAGGUGGAUUGGUGUUAAAAGUCUUAGGGAUUUAUUUCCAAGGUUAUUUGCACUAUCUGUAAAGAAGGAAGGAAAGGUUUCUGAGAUGGGGUCUUGGGAAGAGGGUAGAUGGCAUUGGCGGGUGGAGUGGAGGAGGGGUACAUUAGGGCGAGAGAAAGAUGAGGAGGAGCUGUUGGAGAAGUUGCUGGAGAAUGUCAAACUAAAGGAGGGGGCAGGGGAUGUUUGGAAGUGGGUUCAUGUGUUGGAUGGCAAAUAUGGGGUGAAGCUAGCGUAUGAUUUUUUAGCUCCUAUGAAGAGUGUUUUGGAGGACCAGCUAUGCAAAUUAACAGGGUGCAGAUUGGUGCCAUCCAAAGUGGCUUUUUUUGGGUGGCGAUUGUGCUUAGAUAGACUCCCAACAAAAGAAAACUUGCAAAAACGUGGGAUACUGCUUCAGGAGGGUGAACUUUGCGAAUUUUGUAAUGGGAAGAAGGAGGAAGUUAACCAUUUAUUCUGUUUAUGUUAUAAUGCAUGGUUAACUUGGACUCAGGUGUUGAGGUGGUGGGGGUUGGAGUUUGUUUUGCCUAACACAGUAAGGGUAGUGGCAGAGUUUUUCAUUGGUAGUUUGGGAAGCAUUGUUGGAAAGGAGAUGGGCUCAUCUGCUGCUCUAACUUCUCUCAAGGAUGUGUGCAAGAACUUACCCCCCAAUUGGUUGAGAUCAGAUCCUUGUGGUGAUGGCUGGGUAGGAAUUGGGUGCACCAAUUCACGAGUCACCACGAUAACAUUGGCAAACAUGGGCUUGGAAGGGCAAGUGUUUAGUGACAUUCCAUCCUUAACUGAAUUACAGACUUUGUUAUUUGACAGCAACAACCUCAACGGUCCUAUCCCUUCAACCCUUGGGCUUGUGAAAUCUUUACAGGUGAUACGUUUUGAUAACAAUUCCUUAAGUGGGAGUGUUCCGUCAAACCUCAACAAUCUCACAAGUCUUCAAGAGUUGUAUUUGUCUAACAAUAACCUGGAUGGUUCUUUACCCUCCCUUACUGGCAUGAUCAAUCUCAACAGCUUAGACUUGAGUUAUAAUGGAUUCAGUCCCUCUGUGAUUCCUACAUGGGUUUCAUCUUUGCCAUCCUUAACAACACUAAGGAUGGAAAACACUCAACUUCAAGGUGAAGUUCCUGUCAAACUCUUCAGCCUUCCACAUUUGCAGACUGUGGGGCUAAAACGCAACCAGCUAAAUGGCACCUUGGUUAUAGGCAUGGGAUUUAGUAACCAGCUGAGCCUUAUAGAUUUGCAGAAUAAUUUUAUUAGUGGGUUCAAGGGAACAGAAGGAUAUGACAUUCGGAUAAUACUUGCUGAUAACCCUGUUUGUGAAGAGACUGAAGAAACAGGAGCAACAAAAACUUACUGUGCAGUUCCACAAUCAAAUUCCACUUCCUUGUAUACUACCCCUCCCAACAGUUGCCUGCCUACUACAUGCAAUUCAGAACACAUUUCUAGCCCCACAUGCAGAUGUGCAGAUCCAUAUACAGGAAUUCUAUUUUUCAGAGGAAUUUUAUUCUCAGACUUGGGGAACUCAACCAUAUAUGUGGUUCUAGAGACAUCUCUGAAGCAGUUCUUCCGGUCCAACAAUCUUCCUGUUGAUUCAGUAUCACUAAGGGUUUCUACAAUUGCAUUUACAUUUAGCAACCAGUCUUACAAGCCACCAUCUAGUCUUUAUGGACCUUAUUUUUUUCACGGUGAUGCUUACAACCACUUUUCAGGCCCUAAAAGCUCCAAAAAAUCAACUAUUGGCAUCAUUAUUGGAGCAGCUGUUGGUGGCUUUGUGCUUCUGCUACUUUCACUGCCUGCUUGGGUUUAUGCUUUUCGUCAAAAGAAGAAGGCAGAAAGAGCGAGCCUAGAGAGCAACCCUUUUGCACACUGGGAUGUUAAGAAAAGCAGCGGAAGCAUUCCUCAGUUAAAGGGUGCAAGAUGUUUCUCUUUUGAGGAGCUUAAGAAAUAUACAAAUAACUUUUCAAAAGCCAAUGCUAUUGGAUUUGGGGGUUAUGGAAAGACCGCCUUCACUACAAAGAACCUUUUCAGUGAAAAAAACAGUCAUAGGGAACUCCCAGAGACUGCAGAGGAGGCUAAACACCGAGCUGAGGUUAUUAGGCUGAGGGAGCUUACACUUAAGGGCCAUGUUGAAUCAGUUGUUAAGCUGAAGGGACUUGACAUUGAUGCGGCAGCCUUUGAUGCAUCCACAAUGGAGAAUUUUCUGCAAGAGUGGGACAAGGAGAAGCCAGGGAGAUACACUGCUCAGCAGUUGGAUGACUUUACAAGCAAUUACUCAAAAAGGCUGGGGUCUGGAGCAUAUGGGGAUGUUUAUGAAGGGCAGUUUCCAAAUGGAGUCAAGAUUGCAGUGAAGUUGCUCAAGGAAAAGUAUGAGGGAGCAACAAAAAAACAGUUCAUGGCAGAGGUAGGCACAAUUGGAAGAACAAACCAUAUUAACUUGGUUAGACUUUAUGGUUUUUGCUAUGAUAGAAAUAUAAGUGCGCUUGUAUAUGAAUUCAUGGAAAAUGGAUCGCUUGAUAAUUAUUUGUUUGCAAAGGAGGAGAUGAUUGAGUGGGAAAAAUUACAUGUAAUAGCGGUGGGGAUAGCUAAAGGAAUUGCUUAUUUGCAUGAAGACUGUCAACAGAGAAUUAUUCACUAUGAUAUAAAGCCAGCCAAUAUUCUACUUGAUGCAAACUUCCUCCCUAAAGUUGCAGAUUUUGGGCUUGCAAAGCUCUGCAACAGGGACAGUACUCAUGAUUCAGUUACUGGAUUCAAGGGAACCCUUGUUGGGAAGAGGAAAAACAAGGUUAGCAGCUCCUCUGAAAGCCUUGAUUGGUUUCCGAAGGUUGUGUUGGAUAAGUACCAGAAGGGUGAAUUGGUUGAGCUAAUAAAAAGUUAUGGGAUUAAAAAUAAGGAUAUGGAAAAGGCAGAGAGAAUGUCAGUAGUGGCACUGUGGUGUGUUCAAGACUUGCCAGGAGCUAGGCCACCAAUGAGUGCCGUAGUGAAGAUGUUGGAAGGAGGAGUGGAGAUCAUGCCACCUCCUAAACCCACUCAUUUACUGUUCUCAUCGUUGGGGACAAGUGCAGUCAAGCCACCAAAUGUUGACACUGGUUCAAGUUCCUUCUCGAGUGAAGAAUCCACUUCUUAUUGGUAUAAAGAGACCACUUCAAUCAUGGCCAAGUAUGAAAUACAAGUGGCCAGUAGUUAACAAGACUAAAAUGUUGUUUCAUACUUUGGUUGGCAUAUCCACCCCUGAACUUGCAA
Messenger RNA from Rubroshorea leprosula, 7319 nucleotides. Lineage: Eukaryota; Viridiplantae; Streptophyta; Magnoliopsida; Malvales; Dipterocarpaceae. The record is from the annotation of a GenBank genome assembly.